This is a messenger RNA of Trichomycterus rosablanca, 1725 nucleotides long. Its product is annotated as zinc finger protein 768-like. The record is from RefSeq and is a predicted model, not a curated record. The coding region runs from base 402 to 1517 and encodes 371 amino acids. Gene Ontology annotation, molecular function: RNA polymerase II transcription regulatory region sequence-specific DNA binding; DNA-binding transcription factor activity, RNA polymerase II-specific. Gene Ontology annotation, cellular component: nucleus. The transcript has 2 exons. Gene Ontology annotation, biological process: regulation of transcription by RNA polymerase II; embryo development; urogenital system development. Lineage: Eukaryota; Metazoa; Chordata; Actinopteri; Siluriformes; Trichomycteridae.
UAGCCAUCUACGCUAGGCUAGGAUUUAAUAAUACCAAGCUGUUCGCUUAAUGUCUGUUCAGGCUUUGUUCUAAAAUGCAAUUUGUCAUGUUAAGGAAUAAUGUUGUAAUGUGUAUAAUAAGCGUAAUUAUACAUAUUUAAUACAGCUUUACCAAUUUAGCUUUGUGUAAAUGCAAAGCUGUCGGUUUUCUGGGGUGUAUUCACUGUAACCGCACAUUUCUGUCAUUUGGAGUUUAGGAAUAAUGUAUUGAUAAUAUCACUGUGGCUUUAGAAACUAGUUGACUAGAAAUGUUAUAAUUAACUACUAAGGUCUGGUUGAUCAGCGAUACUGCAGAUCAUCGACGAUACCUUUAGUAUUGUAAAUUACCGUUAUCGGUCAGUGAAUCGGCUUUAUCAAGCGCUAUGUCGAAGGUGGAGCGUCUGAACGCUCGGGUCAGUAAGCUGCUGGAGGCGGCGGUACAGGAGGUUCUGGAGGUGGUAAGGGAGACCGUGUCCGAAUUUCAGGAGAAAACCGCUCGGACGCAGAGAGAGAACGAGAGACUGCGGCGGAGAUUACAGGAGCUACAAAACAAAUCCUGCAGGAAUGAAGCAGAACGGGCCGUCAACACGAGCAACUAUGAGGAGAAAAUAACUCAGACUGAUUCAGUAAUCACUACGCAGGACACAGAAUUAAAGCAGGAUUUGGAAAGUGACCGUAAUAUCAGGUCUCGAAACGGCACAGACGGACUCUAUCCACAAAUAAGCGCUGUUGUUUCUCACUCCCUGCUCUCCUCUCAACCUCAAGCCGAACAUUUAGAUCCAAAAGUGGAACCCACAGCGCCAGGAUUCAUCGUCACAGCGGGGGAUUCAGGACGUGAGUGCAAGGUAUCGGACUACGUUUCCCACAAGGCACCAUCUCCAAGACGGACAGACUGUGUGGUUACAAAUGCAGCUUCAGACCUAAAGAAUGUAAAUGUUUUAAGAUUAAAUCCACCCAGUUUUACUGCUAAUGCCAUCAAAACAGAAACAGAAAUCGAUGAGUUUGGUGAAUACGUAUCGCAGGAAGUCAUGUCCAGUCAUGCUGCGACGGGAUUGAACCAAACCGAGCCGAUGCUAGCGCAACCCAUGCAGGCCAUCUGUGCGAUUCUUCCCUUUGAUGUAAACGUGCCAUUAGAGAGACUCGCCUCAGAGGACGCGGCCAGAAUCGGGGCAGUUCUGGACGGAGCGGCGCAGAGACACGAUUCUCUGAACGGUUUAACAUACCAGAGACGAUUACGAGGAGAAAAACGCUUCUGCUGCACGUUCUGCGACCGCAAGUUCAGCCACUCGGGCGACUUUAAAAAGCACCGGCGUGUUCACACCGGAGAGAAGCCGUAUUUUUGUACGUUAUGCGGCAAGCGCUUCAGCCAGUCUGGGUACCUGAAGAUCCAUCAGCGGCAUCACACGGGCGAGAAGCCGUACGCUUGUGGUGCGUGCGGAAAACGCUUCAGCCAUUCCAGCAACUUUAGAAAACACCAGCAGACUCAUUUUACCUUUUAAAAAUGAACAGAGUGUGAGACAUGACACACACUCCACUGUGGAGCAUGAUCACGUCUCCCCCGAGACCCUCCACACAUCUGACAAGGCGAAGCUGACUACCCCCCAGGCUCCUUAUUGCAGAAGGUCCUCAAGAAGCUUGAAAUUGAUGGAACUUUCCUGUUUACAAUGUAAAGUUCAUCAAGUACUAAAAUAAAGGUGUUUUAAUGAG